GCAGCCGUUACAGCAAGCCAGCCCCCUCGAGAGGCAGCGGUCGCAGGUAUGAACCUAAAAAGGGGGGGAGCGGGAGCAACUCCCCCUCCUCCCCCCGAGGGAUCCGAAGCGGAAACUGAGGCGCGAGGCACUUCUCGCUCGCUGGGGAAAGCUGCGGCGCGCGCCUUAGCUGCUUGGCCGCCGCUCCCCGCAGCCCUUGCCGCUCUCGCCUCCUGGCUGGGCAGGAGAGCUCAGCCUCCGCCGCUGGGCGAACGGCAGUUGGUGCGGAGAAGCGCCCGGUCACUCACUCCACUUUGCUGCCCGGCCAUCGCAAUAGUAGCAGCGCGCCAGCCAUGAUUUGUGGACGGCCACACAGUCUCAGCAGCCUCGUCCUCUUCUUGUGCCUAGCGACCGGGCAAGAGUUGCAGGCUUCCCAGAACUGCAUGGCAAAACAGCAACUCCUGGCUACUAUCCGGCAAAUGCAGCAGUUUCUCAAAGGCCAGGAAACACGAUUUGUUGAGGGACUACGCAUCAUGAAACACCGACUCACAACUCUGCAGAACACUGUGACUAAAGCCAUCCCAGACCCACAAACUGUGUUUUGUUCUACAUUGGAAGCUCCGAUGAAUGGCAAAAAAUUUGGCACGAAGAAUUUGGUGGAUCAUGAAGUCCAUUUUACCUGUGAUCCUGGAUUUCAGCUUAUUGGUUCCAGUUCUCGAGUGUGUCAGCCAAACGGCAGCUGGACUGGAAAGGUUCCACACUGCAAAGAUAUUAGUCUGUGCACAAAUCAUCAGUGCCAGAAUGGAGGAACAUGUACCGAGACAGGUGACCAGGUUCAAUGCAUUUGUUCACAGGGAUGGACCGGCCCCAACUGCCAGUAUCAAACCCAGACAGUACCUCCAGCUUGGAGAAUAAAUGACCCAGCUUUCAGUCGCAAGCCGCGCUGUGCCCAGUUAGAUCGAAUGCAACAUUGCAGCUGUGAAGCGGGCUUCCAUAUGAGUGGCACUGCAGAAAACAGUAUUUGCCAGGAUGUGAAUGAAUGUGAAAUUUACAAGCUGGAGGGAGCCCCUCGUCUCUGUAUGCAUGCUUGCAUCAACACUCCUGGCUCAUACCACUGUUCCUGCCCCCCUGGAUACAAGCUCUUCAACAAUGGGAAAAACUGUGAAGAUAUAGAUGAAUGUGCACUCUCAUUGCACAGCUGCACUAGGGGAACAACAUGCAUUAACAUCGGAGGAAGCUUUCAGUGUGUCAAGCCAGAGUGUCCCCAGACUGGUGGAAAUGUCAGUUAUGUGAAAACAUCACUCUUUCAAUGUGAACGGAAUCCAUGUCCCAUGGACAGCAGAUCAUGCCAUCAAGCCCCCAAGACGAUCUCCUUUCAUUAUCUCCCUCUGCCAUCCAAUCUUGCCACUCCCACUCCUCUCUUCCGCAUGGCAACUGCUUCGGCCCCUGGACGGCCUGGUCCUGACAGCUUGCGGUUUGGGAUUAUAGGAGGAAACAGCAGAGGACAUUUUGUGAUGCAACGCUCAGACAGACAGACUGGAGAACUCAUGCUGGUACAAAGGCUACAGGGGCCUCAGACCAUAACAGUGGAGGUUGAGAUGUCCGAGUACCUGGACCGCACCUUCCAAGCUAAACAUGUUUCCAAAAUUACCAUCUUUGUAUCAGUUUAUGAGUUUUAAAAGAGGUUGGUUCAGCAUGGGAGGAAAAACAAUUUUUCAUCAGGAAUUUUUCUUUGGUUUCACCAUUGGCUCCCAUGUCAAAGGAUCCAGAAUUAAGAAUGGCAUCAAGCAUGGCUUGGCUUUCUCACGUGAAUUGACAUCGUCCAUUUCUUUUCAGCAUUGCUGGCAUAUAGUCUUUCUGCUUCUAUCCUAGCACAGUUUUAGAUGAUCCGAAGCCCUUGAAAGUAGGUGAGAAUAGCAGUGUAACCUACUACCAAUUAUUGUUGCUCCACCACACUUUGUACCCCAUCUAGCUUCAACUUGCCCUUUGUGAGCCAAUGCAGCAUAUUGUUCAUAUACAGUAGACAGCCAGACCUUAACAAGGCUACCUGCAUUCCAGAAGACUCUAAGAAAGAAUGAAUAUAGGAUCCCUCUGUGUACAAUGUACCUAAGCAACAGUAUUAUCACAAUUAAAGAUGUCAUUCCUAGUUUGUAACAUUGCUAUAUAAUAAAUGUUGAUUUGCUUGGAAAACAGAUACCUAUCAAUGGAUAAAUUAUGGAGGUAAAUCUGAUUUUUAUCAGACUUCUUUCCUAAUAAAUGCAUGUUCGACUAGAGCAGCAUUUCUCAACCUUGGCAACUUUAAGAUGUCUGGACUUUAAUGUCCAAAAUUGUCCAGCCAACAUCUUAAAGUUGCCUAGAUUGUGAAAUAGUAGAAUAGGUUACAUAUUUCCCUAACAGAAGUGUUGUACUUCAGGAUCAUAAUGUUUGGAAGAAAUUAAUAUCUGCCCCAAAUUCAAUGCUAUACUCCAGAACUCAAAUUGAAAGUUUCCAUUUUUAUCUCUGAAAGAACAACUUUCAGCAAGGUUUUGAAAAUACCAGUUUUUCAGCCUGGGUUAUGUACUUCAUUUAAUGCCAUUUAAUAUUAUAGCAUUACAAAAAGUAGUAUUUUACACUAUUUUUUGCAAUCUAGUAACAUUAAUUUAGCAUAAGUUUUACUUUUGUUUGUUAGCCAAGAAAAUUAGCAGUAUAAGAACGUGUUUGUGACUCCUUCAGAAAUUUGAUUCUGCUCUACUAUAAUGAAAAUAUUAUUUCCUUUCAAAUAUUUUCUUUGGGCAAAGAAAUGUAGGGGAAAAGGCACUUAUUAAAUACAUUUUUUGUAUUUUUCAAUGAAAUUUUUAGAUUUUCUUUUUAUUUUUAGAUAUACCUCUUGGAACUUGAUCACAGAAAUCUAUCUAUUCAGUCAAAAUUGUUUGCAUAUUUAGUCUCCAGGCUAGCUUUUUGGUGCAUAAAUAAAAAAGAUUCUCUAUAACUACCAAUAACAAUUUCAGUAAACUUUAGAAGUUUGUAAAUAUAAAUAUAAAUAUAUAAUCAGCUUUCAAGUUACAAUUGAAAUAGAAGGCUGCUGAAAAUAAAAUCACAACAGAACUACCAGUGAGAACUAGAUGGGAAAGCAAAUCUGGGCCAACAAUACAAAAUGUUUAAAAAAAAAAAAAGAUCGAUGUUACUUCUAGCUGUUUUAUCUCUCUUCACAUAUCUAAAGAACUCUCAAAUUUGUUUUCUGUCAUUCAAGAGAAUAGAAAAUGAGCCAAUAAUCCUUAUUUAUAAAGAAUAAACAAUAAAACUGUCAGGCAAAAUUCCAUUCCAUCUGGAAGGACAAAAUAUUUACAUUUAUUAUUUGGUUAUUUUAUUUUACUAUCUAUUAGAUUUUAUUUGUGUGUUCCUUUGAGAGGAAUUCACAAGAAUAAUAACCUAAUUAUGUUUAGGCUUUAUGUCUUUAAAAAGUCUAAAUAAACCAUUUAUUCAUUCUUCUGGAAUGCUUGCUUAAUAUUUAGCUGUGGAAUGUAAUUUCAAAACUCAUCAGCUUAUAUCAAAAGACUACCGCAGCAAUCUAUUUGUCAUGAUCUAGCAGGGCCAGGUCAUGCAUGGAAAAACAUUUCCAUGCCAAAUAAUUUCAUUGCAGAAAUGGACUCCAGCAAUGCAUAUCCAUUACUAAACAAUCAUCCCUGAAUGAGUUAAGGAUUCAGAAAAAUUGAAUCCAGGCAAUUGUAUUUGUUUUUCCCCCAUCUACUCUGUGCAUAGUUUGCAAGUAUUAGGGCUAUGUAGCACUAUGGAUGCAUAGUGGUGCUUUUAAUGCACAAAAGCAUGAGUCUAUCUGCAGUCUUAAGCGACCAUGUCUUUUCCUGAGAUUACACAGCUGUCCCUUCAGCUGCCACAUCAAAAGAUUUUGCUAUCUAAACAGUUGAAAAUAUGUAUUGAAUUCUCUGCAUUCAAUGAAUUUUUCUGGAAGUUUGAGCCUCCAAGAUAGUGUUAAACUCCUAUACCCUAUUGAAAGGUAUAUAUGUUGAUUAAGAAAGAUUUCUUACAUCAAGCACCUAGCCCACAAUUUUCUCCUGUGCAGAAGGAUCAAGGAUUCACUUUAUGGAGAAAUAAAAAUUCAAGAUUAAAAUCAUAUUGUCUGCUCU
Crotalus tigris (Tiger rattlesnake) is the source of this 4100-nucleotide messenger RNA. It is a transcript of the gene FBLN7, whose product is annotated as fibulin 7. Gene Ontology annotation, molecular function: calcium ion binding. The record is from RefSeq and is a predicted model, not a curated record. Lineage: Eukaryota; Metazoa; Chordata; Lepidosauria; Squamata; Viperidae. The transcript has 8 exons. Bases 333 to 1658 code for a protein of 441 amino acids.